Messenger RNA from Synchytrium microbalum, 645 nucleotides. RefSeq lists its product as uncharacterized. The record is from RefSeq and is a predicted model, not a curated record. Bases 1 to 645 code for a protein of 214 amino acids. Lineage: Eukaryota; Fungi; Chytridiomycota; Chytridiomycetes; Synchytriales; Synchytriaceae. Gene Ontology annotation, molecular function: 3-demethoxyubiquinol 3-hydroxylase activity. Gene Ontology annotation, cellular component: mitochondrial inner membrane. The transcript is spliced from 4 exons. Gene Ontology annotation, biological process: ubiquinone biosynthetic process.
AUGAAACGAGCUCCACUAAUAGCGAGACAAGUUAUACGUGCAUACUCUAGCACGGGUCAAAAUGUGCCUCCAUUGUCUUCUUCAUCUUCAUCGACAAGCAACAAACUAACACCAGAGCAACGUUCAAAGCUCAUAGCAAUGUUGAGAGUAGACCAUGCGGGUGAAAUAGGAGCUGAUUUCAUAUACAGAGGUCAGUUAGCUGUACUGGGAUCCACUUCUGAUGCUGGAAGAACAGUCAAGAGAAUGCACGAACAAGAAGAAUUGCAUCUGAAAUCCUUCGAUACAAUUCUCGCAAACAAUCGAGUACGUCCAUCUGCACUAAGACCUCUUUGGGAAACGGCUGGUUUUGCUAUGGGUGUUGGUUCUGCACUACUGGGUAAAGAAGCUGCUAUGGCUUGUACUGAAGCUGUCGAAACGGUUAUUGGUGAACACUACAACGAUCAAUUGAGAGAACUGCUAAAGAUGGAAGGCAAUGAAGAUGUUGCCAAGUUGCAGCAAGUCAUCAAAGAUUUCAGAGAUGAUGAACUUGAGCAUUUGGAUACUGCCGUCAAUUACGAUGCUCAUCAAGCUCCAUUGUAUACCCCACUUACAGCAGUCAUCAAACAGACGUGUCGAGUGGCCAUCUGGGUUGCUCAAAGGAUAUAG